AAGAGAGGUAUAAUGCUGUAAGAUGAGUGUGUUGUGACUAAUUCUCUGGUAAAUGGUUACUUCGCAAUAACUCGAAUAUCGGUCUAUAUAUUAUAUAUAUAUAUAGUUUGAUCUAUAUAUACGUAUAUAUACAUAUGUCGUCGAUUCUGACCGGCACGCAAAUUCCGAAAAAGGAGCGCACCGUCCGCUGUCAUCCGCAGACACGGAGACAGAGUACAAAAGUGAAGAGUAAAAAGUAAAAAAAAAAAAAAGAAGAAGAUGCCCCUGCAUCGAGUGAAGUCUCUGUUUCGCGGCAUGAUCACCUUCAAGAAUACGAAUGUGAUAACCAAGUCGUACCUCCGUUCGGCGAUCACCACACCAUCCGGGGCGAUACUGCCCGAGCCAAAGAGAACGCCAUUCAGCCUUCUGGGCGUCGUCAGCAGCGUCGUGUUCGGCCUGCUCGUUGGUGCCACGAUCAGCAAGAAUGUAGCAAACUUCCUCGAGGAGAACGAUCUCUUCGUACCGUCCGACGACGACGACGACGACGAUUAGUAAUGACAGAACGGCCAUACAGCAUUCCAUUAUAAUUGUUGAAAGUAUACAGCCGUGUUUUAGAGGUGUUUUUGACACUAAUGAGUCAAGUUUGAUGUCACAGAAAUGCAAGAUAGCAAUUGCACGACGUCAAAUAAAUGGAGAGAUAUCUCUUCACUUGCACAAUUUAGGUAUAUUAUUCAAGACACUUAUUAUGAUGCCUGAAUAAUUAUGUAUAUAUUAUUAUCAUAGAAAUAUAUAUUUAUACAAUUGAAAUGUUAGCGCAUAGUAGAGCUUAAUAUAAAAUCUUUUUAUUUAUGUAUAAGUCAUAUAUAUAUAUUAUUUAUGCAUAUACAUACGUAUGUAUAUAUGCAUAAAUAAAUUGAACUGUGUUAAAUACAACGUAAGUAAUACAAAAACGCAUAUUAUGGCAUCUGUACAAUCGGGCAGCAUUAUGAAAACAGAUGUACAUCUGAUUACAGUUACAUAUAUCUCUUCUCAGUCUUCGAUUAAUAUUCACAAUUCUCAAAUGCGUGUAAUUUUUAAUAAAUCAUUUAAGGUAAAUGUACCAAUCUCCCGAUGAUUAAGCGCGCUAUGAAAAAACGUUACAUAAAAUUUAAUUGAGAGAAGAAUCGUUUGACGCGAUUAACAUGUAAAUUAAAGGUCAGACUAUUUGCGUUGAAAGUGAAGAUAAAUUAAUUAAAUAUUUUCCAUAGUAAAUAUUUCAUAAAUGACAAGUUUUACAAAGCAAGUACACCGAUAACUGGACAUUUGUUUUAUGUACAUGAAUUUUUAAUAGUUAACGAAUUAAAAUUAUACGUUUAACUAAAAAUACAUCUUAUUUAUCCUUACAAUUUGAAACAGUUCAAUUAUUCUUUUAAUUAAUUGAUUACUUCUUACUGUCAGAAUCAAUAAAGUUAAUUUCUAGCAUUCGUUAGACUGACGAAUAAAGUAUUUAUCAUUAUUGCGUUAUAAAAAUUAUAAAUUUAUGGAAAUAAGUGUCUGGAUAUUUAACUGAAACGUCAAGAUGUAAGAAAAAUUUAUAUUCUAUAUUGAAGAUAUUUUUAUUUAAGGACAAAAAACGGCAAAAGUGUACAAAGAAUCUAUAUUGAGGCAUUGGUACUUUUACCUUAUAAUUAACGUAUUUAAUAAAAGCAUAAUGAAUCUAGUAGAAACAUAAAGGUCUAUUUUAAUUCUUUCGGAACUAUACAAAUAGAUGUGUCUCCCUUACACGGAAAACCGACACUUUCAGAAGAAAACUAUCAUUAAUAUUACAAUUCCAUGGUAAAAAUUUGUUAUCACAAUUUAUCGAACGAUUUAAAAAUGUACAGUUGCAUAUUAUUCGAAAAAUCUUCGCCAAGAUGCAAGAGGUAAAAACAAGUACGCAAGUCUAGUCGGUACGAAAAUUCAUAAAUACGAAAGCGUGUGCAUAAAUAAAUAAGUCUCGUUGAAUACGCAGGACAAGAAUUACAAUUAUCAAGCAAACAAGUCUCCUUUUUUUUAGUAUCGCGUGACUUGAAAGUAUAGUAGAAAAAAAAAA
Molecule: messenger RNA, 2050 nt
Organism: Dinoponera quadriceps
Lineage: Eukaryota; Metazoa; Arthropoda; Insecta; Hymenoptera; Formicidae
Gene: EMRE
Product: protein EMRE homolog, mitochondrial
Exons: 2
Coding region: 259-531 (90 amino acids)
Biological process (GO): mitochondrial calcium ion homeostasis; calcium import into the mitochondrion
Cellular component (GO): mitochondrial inner membrane; uniplex complex
Source: RefSeq, a predicted model, not a curated record